UCUGCGGUCUAGAGAUGCAUUAGUCCAAGAUCUUGUAGACAAAGUGGCUCGAGAUCAGGAUACUAUUGUGCACGUCUUUACUGCCGUUGAGAGGAUGGUAUGGUUGUGGGAUAUUCUUAAUGGUAACCUUCAAGGACUAGACGAGAAGACAGGAGGAGGCAUAUUGGAGAUUAAAAGAAGUAAAUCUGAAGAUGAUAUGAGGAAGAUGUAUUCUGAAUUUGCUGCAAAGCUAAUGGAUUAUGAACUCCUAUCUGAACCUGAAUUUAUAGAUGCAAGAAAUCCUGGUGCAGAGUAUGCUGAUACUCAUUCUCUCAAACUUGAGAUGGAAGCUGCUCUUCAUUUUAUUAACAAAUCCAAAUCUAAGGGUGUCGUGCACAACAUCUUACACAAGAUUGAAGCCAUCGAACAAAAUCAUGAACGAGAGCAGCGAAAUGCUGAAGAACAAGAAAGACCGUUUGAUAUUUCAAUAUCCAAGAUGCACAUUGUCAACCAAAUUAAUUGUUUAGAGGAGUUGCCUGUUGGCGAGAUACAUCGAGAAUGUCAAGAGGUUUUGCAAAGUCUUGAUCCCAAGCUUGUGAACUCGAUCUAUGGAGCGCAUGACAUGAUCGAU
Molecule: messenger RNA, 610 nt
Organism: Cuscuta epithymum
Lineage: Eukaryota; Viridiplantae; Streptophyta; Magnoliopsida; Solanales; Convolvulaceae
Source: the annotation of a GenBank genome assembly